GCGGUGGGCAACGCGCGCUAACCGCAGUGCGCCCUUCCUUGCCAUUUUGUCCUGCCUCGCGGCCGCCUGGGGCUCGCGCCGCCGCGGAAAAGAAUCCCGACCCGCCAGGCACCCGAGCGGGGACGCGCAGCUCCCUCGCCAUGGUCAACGAGUCCCACAGCAGCAGCUGUGGGGUUGCCGUCGCAGGAGAUGGGGUUGCCCGGUUCGAGGGCGGGGGGAGCAGCAGCGGCAGCGAAAGCUCCAAAGAGAGCUCCCGCUGCUCCACGCCGGUCCCGGACGCCGAGCGACAGGCCCACCUGUGGGAGAAGAUGCGUCAGCGGCAGGACGCGGGAGACAAGUGGUUCUCCUUGGAGUUCUUUCCUCCCCGGACAGCUGACGGGGCUGUGAACCUCAUCUCCAGGCUUGACCACAUGGGGGCAGGUGGGCCGCUCUUCAUCGACAUCACGUGGCACCCGGCCGGAGAUCCGGGCUCCGACAAGGAGACCUCCUCCAUGAUGAUGGCAAGCACCGCCCUCAACUACUGUGGCCUGGAGACCGUCCUGCACAUGACCUGCUGCCAGCAGACGCGGGAGAUGAUCACGGCGCACCUGCAGAAGGCCAAGCGGCUGGGGCUGAGGAACAUCAUGGCGCUGCGGGGAGAUCCCAUUGGUGAGGAAUGGCAAGAGGAAGUCGGGGGCUUCAACUAUGCUGUGGACUUGGUGAAGCACAUCCGGAACGAGUUCGGCGAUUACUUUGAUGUCUGUGUGGCGGGCUACCCCAAGGGCCACCCCGAUGCAGCAAGCUAUGCGGACGACCUGAAGCACCUGAAGAAUAAAGUGUCGGCGGGAGCUGGCUUCGUCAUCACACAGCUCUUCUUCAGAUCAGAGACCUUCCUCAGCUUCUUGAAGGACUGCCAAGCGAUUGGAAUCACCUGCCCCAUCAUUCCGGGGAUUUUCCCCAUCCAGGGCUACCACUCUCUGCGGCAGCUGGUGAAGCUCUCUAAACUGGAGGUGCCUCAGGAGAUCAGAGAUGUCAUCGAGCCCAUCAAGGAUGACGACGAGGCCAUCCGGAACUACGGCAUUGAGCUGGCGGUCUGCAUGUGCCGGAAACUGCUGGACAGUGGCCAGGUCCACGGGCUGCAUUUCUACACCCUGAACCGGGAAGUGGCUACCACAGAGGUGCUCAAACGCUUGGGCCUGUGGAAAGAGGACCCAAGGCGUCCCUUGCCCUGGGCAGUCAGUGCUCACCCCAAGCGGCGAGUCGAAGAUGUUCGGCCCAUUUUCUGGGCCUCCCGGCCAAAGAGUUACAUCUAUCGGACCCAGGAAUGGGAUGAAUUUCCAAAUGGGCGCUGGGGUAACUCAUCCUCUCCAGCCUUCGGUGAGCUUAAAGACUAUUACCUGUUUUACCUGACGAGCAAAUGUCCCCGAGAUGAGCUCCUCAAGAUGUGGGGCGAAGAGCUGACCAGCGAGGAAAGCGUCUUCGAGGUGUUCAGGUGUUACAUCACCGGAGAGCCCAACAGAAAUGGCCACAAGGUGACCUGCCUGCCUUGGAACGAUGAGCCCCUGGCUGCCGAGACCAACCUCAUGCAGGAGGAGCUGGCCAAGGUGAACCAGCGAGGCAUCCUGACCAUCAAUUCCCAGCCCAACAUCAAUGGCAAGCCGUCCACGGACCGCAUCGUGGGCUGGGGGCCGGACGGAGGCUACGUCUUCCAGAAGGCGUACCUGGAGUUCUUCACCUCCAGUGAGAAUGUCAAAGCCCUCCAGACUGUUCUGAAGAGAUAUGGUCAGCGUGUGAAUUACCACAUUGUGAACGUCAAGGGUGACAACAUCACCAACGCCCACGAGAUGCAGCCGAACGCCGUGACCUGGGGCAUCUUCCCCAGCAGAGAGAUCAUUCAGCCCACGGUUGUGGAUCCAGUCAGCUUCAUGUACUGGAAGGAUGAGGCCUUUGCCCUGUGGAUCCAACAGUGGGCCAAACUCUACCAAGAAGAGUCCCACUCCCGCAAGAUCAUCCAGGACAUCCACGACAGCUACUACUUGGUCAACCUGGUGGACAACGAGUUCCCCCUGGACAGCUGCCUCUGGCAGGUUCUGGAAGACAUGCAUGAGCUACUGAGCGGCGGAGCUGGGCAGUGAGGGGACAUCUGGCCUUGUGGAAGCACAUUCGGCCUUGGGCGCGAGGCAAAGCCGGCGUGUCCCCGACACUCCUUGGAGGGUCCCUCUGCCUGCACGUUCCCAUCCCCGCUUCUGGUCUAGCGGCCUCUUGCCAAUCACAGGACAGCUUUCCUCCUGAGCCAAAAGACUCUGGAAAUGAUGCCGAGCCCUCGUUGGGGACAUUACACACCCUUCCCCUUCACUUAGGCCGGAGGGUCCACAACCUGUCACCCUCUGGGUGACCUGGCCUGCAGCUCAGCCCUGCUCAGCACAAGUGGCAAGGAAAGGUUGGAGCUGUCGCCGCAAAGGUCGCCCAACAGUGGCCGCCUCUGGAUUCCUUCGCCUCCUGCCGCGUUGCACUCUAAAUCCUCAUUCCGCUGCUAUUUCAGUGCAAUGCCCUCUGCUCCGCUACUAACACGACUGAUGACGUCACGUCCUCCGACUCGGAACGGCCACAGUGCCACGACAUUCUAAAUCGCAGACCGUCCACCUUGCCGAAUCACUACACUGAACUUUGACAGUAAUCUUCUUGCAGGUGCUUAGCUGGCUAUUUAUUUUGUAUUUUCUUCAGAAAUGCACAAUCUGUGCCUUUCAUUUUUUUUUUCUUGGCUGAGGAUGAGGGGAAGAGUUUGGAUGCACAAACACGUGGAAAGAAUGAAGGAGAGAACUAAUGAAAUAAAACUGCCUGCACUUGAUAAAAAUGGCCUGUGGAGGGGGCACCUGUGUGUACCCCUUUUACAGGAACAAGGAGCAGGGGAAGAUUCAGGACAGAGGGGAAAAAGCCAUCUUCACACAGUGCAUUGCAAGAAUUAAGGAAUUCGAGGCAUUGUGGCGGCCACCACUCUGCGUGGCUUAGAACCAAUCAGCACAGGCCAACUGGCUGCUGGGGAACAUAGGCAGGAGGGUGCUGUGGCCCUCCUGCCCUGCUUGUGAAUUUCCCAUGAGCCACGGCAUGAACAGGAUGCUGGACUAGAGGGUCCCUGGGUCUGAUCCAGCACGGCUCAUCCGACACUCUUGAGAGAAAACUUGGAAGCAAGUUGGAGUUGCCCAACAGACACGCUGCGCGUGCGGCACUUCGGAGCUUUGAAGCGCCACCAAUCUUGCAGCGUCCUGUUGCACCUAACCACUGCCGCCCUCAACAUGGCACCUUGAGUUUCUAAUUCUCACAACCCCGGAUCCUGACACCGCCUCAGGCUGAUGGGAGCUCACAGCCAAAGCAUCUGAAAGCAGCAGGGACGGGAACGUUGACCUAGCAGCGUUGUCCUCUAUUUUGCGCUGCGGUGCUGCCUCCCCUUCGCUUCCUCGCGACGUGGCAGGAGCUCCAAGCGAUUCUGGUGAAAAACAAGCCCCUUGAACACAGAGAGCCUCGCAGCUGAAGCCGUGCUCCUUGGCAGCUUUAUUCCACCCUCUCUGGCUUGUAGGUAUUCCGCCUGAAUGCGUGCGUUUCCCCCCGGUUAUUUCCUCCCCACUCCCGUCAGUGGCUUGGCUGCCUCUGCUUCAGAUUUUAUCCACGGUUUUAUCUUUUAGCACCAGGUAUCCCGUGCUGUUCAGUGCCUUGAGGUUUCAGCAGAGAUGAGACUCACACCUCAUCAUAAAAUAAUGUUAGAGAAACUUUCUUCUGCACUUUGUAACAAAAAUAGAGGUUCUUAACAAACUGAAAAUUGAUGCUGUACAGUCCUUGUUCUUUCCCUCCUGAACUCCGUAUGUUGGCAGAAUCCCAACAUACACCGAAACCUUUUACUCAA
Molecule: messenger RNA, 3877 nt
Organism: Varanus komodoensis (Komodo dragon)
Lineage: Eukaryota; Metazoa; Chordata; Lepidosauria; Squamata; Varanidae
Gene: MTHFR
Product: methylenetetrahydrofolate reductase
Exons: 12
Coding region: 141-2114 (657 amino acids)
Biological process (GO): tetrahydrofolate interconversion
Cellular component (GO): cytosol
Molecular function (GO): methylenetetrahydrofolate reductase [NAD(P)H] activity; FAD binding
Source: RefSeq, a predicted model, not a curated record